Elephantulus edwardii (Cape elephant shrew) is the source of this 1548-nucleotide messenger RNA. It is a transcript of the gene TTI2, whose product is annotated as TELO2 interacting protein 2. The record is from RefSeq and is a predicted model, not a curated record. Lineage: Eukaryota; Metazoa; Chordata; Mammalia; Macroscelidea; Macroscelididae. Bases 1 to 1548 code for a protein of 515 amino acids. Gene Ontology annotation, cellular component: cytosol; centrosome; nucleoplasm. The transcript is spliced from 7 exons.
AUGGAACUUGAGUAUGUUCGGGAAAAUAGGUCUCCCGAGGAGUCCUCGUUCUCGCCGGGAGGUCUGUCUUCCGAUUCAUUGACGCAGGCUCUCUCACAGAUACUGCAUCGUCUUAACCACCAGGAGGGCCGAUGGGGUAAUAGUAGAGAUGCAGUUGUUCAGGACCUUAGUGCCUUAAUAGAAGUUACAGAAUGUGACAAAUUGUUUGAGGGGAGUGGCACACCAAUGCGCAGAAGGACUGAGAUGCUGGGAGAUGUGGCAAAAGCUCUCGGAAAAUACGCAGCCCCUGCCAAGGAAGAGGAAGGUAGAACUGAUGGUCAUUCUGGGGUGUCUGUAAAAGCUAUAGAAGUUGGACUGUUCUUUCUCAAGCUACUUGGGAAAGUUGAAACUGCCAAAAAUUUUCAGGUGGGCCCUGCAUGGAAGACAGGGCUGCAUCAGUUGGCAGGACCUGUCUAUAUUUUUGCCAUCACACACAGCUUGGAGCAACCAUGGACCAGUCCAAGAUCUCAGGACAUUGCUAGAGAAGUGCUCUCCUUACUGCUUCAAGUUUCCAGCUGUGGUUCUAUAGCAGGAUUCCUCUAUGGAGAAAAUGAAGAUGACAAAGGAAGAUUUACUCUGAUAAUGGGACUUCUCAAAUGUGAUUUAAAUAAGGAAACAUGGAAAGAUAACCCUGCCACCAAACAUGUUUUCUCAUGGACUCUGCAGCAGAUCACUCGACCCUGGCUGAACCCACAUCUGGAAAGGGUACUUCCUCCGUCAUUGCUCAUCUCAGAUGACUAUCAACCAGAGAACAAACUCCUGGGCAUUGGCUGCCUCCAUCACAUUGUGCUUAAUGUGCCAGCUGCUGACUUACUCCAGUACAACAGGGCCCAGGUCCUAUACCAUGCUCUUUUCAACCACCUUUACACCCCGGAGCACCACCUCAUUCAGGCUGUGCUCCUGUGUCUACUAGAUUUAUUCCCCAUCUUGGAGAAAGCUUUGCAAUGGAAGGGAGAGGCAGCUCGACCCACUACACACUGUGAUGAAGUCUUGCAACUAAUCCUGACCCACAUGGAGCCAGAGCACCGUCUUCCCUUACGCAGGACAUAUGCAAGACAUCUACCUGCUUUUGUGAAGAGGUUGGGGAUACUGACUGUCCGGCACAUGAAGAGGCUGGAGCGAGUCAUCAUUGGUUAUCUAGAGGUUUAUGAUGGACCAGAGGAAGAGGCUAGAAUGAAGACACUGGAGACCCUAAAACUUCUUAUUCAGCAUACUUGGCCCAGGGUUUCUUGUAGACUUGUGGUUUUAUUAAAGGCCCUCCUGAAACUGAUAUGUGAUGUAGCAAGGGAUCCAAGCCUUACACCUGAGCUGGUGAAGACUGCCUUGUUACAAGAAGCCACAGACUGUCUCAUUCUCUUAGACCACUGCUCUCAAGGGAAAGUGAAGGGUCUGUUGGCCAAAAUACCUCAAAGCUGUGAAGACGGCAAGGUGGUGAACUGUAUCAGAAAAGUGCAGCAGGCUUCUGAAGGCACUCACUAUGAUGGAACUAAAGAUUUGUAUUUUACCUGA